AUGGCGGGCUGGUUCACUUCGGUUUCGCCGUUCGAAGAGCAGGUCGAGAAGGCCACGGCCUCAUCCCUAGAAGAUAUCGCUUUAAAUCUCGAGAUUUCUGACUUGAUUCGAUCGAAAACGGUACAACCGAAGGAGGCAAUGAAAGUCCUCAAGAGAAGACUAGAGAACAAGAACCCGAAUGUGCAGCUGGCUACAUUAAAGGCUAGUUAUACUUGCGUAAAAAAUGGCGGCCGACAUUUCCUUCUCGAGAUUUCAUCCAGGGAGUUCAUGGACAAUAUCGUUUCGCUUCUGAAAACCCAAGGAGUCAACGCCCUUAACGACAACGUAAAAACGAAGAUACUGGACUUGAUUCAGAGCUGGGCUCUCGCAACCGAGUCGCGCGGUGAGCUGGCGUACGUGGGCGAAACGUAUCGGAAAUUACAAUGGGAGGGCUUUCAAUUCCCGCCCAAAACCGAGAUGGCUAGUAGCAUGCUCGAUAGUAGCGCGCCCCCCGAGUGGAUCGAUUCUGACGUUUGUAUGCGGUGUCGAACGUCAUUUACAUUUACCAACCGAAAACACCAUUGCCGUAAUUGUGGCAAUGUCUUUGAUGCCCAAUGCUCCAGCAAAACCUUGCCUUUACCACAUCUUGGAAUCGUACAACCGGUUAGAGUGGAUGAUGGUUGUUAUGCGAAACUUACCUCGAAGUCGUUUAACCCGCCGAGCCUGUCCACUAGACCUGGCUUUAAUAAAUCGCCAAAGACUAGUGUGCGGAUGGAACCUCGAGGAGGCCGUGCUGAGACGGAUUUCGAUGAAGACCUCAAACGCGCGCUUCAAUUGAGCCUAGAAGAGGUCAAAGGUAAAGGUCCUAGCGGCUAUGUGCCACAAUCCAAACCCGCUGUCCAAGUAGCGUCUUCAAACCUAAAUGGAACGACAAAUGAAGACGAAGAAGACCCCGAUUUGAAGGCAGCUAUUCAAGCUUCUUUGAGGGAUAUGGAAGAACAGAAAAGGAAACAUACUGCCGCUUUGAAGCAUUCGGCGUCUGCAGAUACGCACGUAUCGGGUGCCUCUGCGGCGAUGCUCCCUAAAAAGGACUACGAGCUAACAGCAGCUGAGGCAGAGAAGAUCAAUUUACUAGCGACACUCGUCGACCGGUUACAGCAUCAGCCCCCUGGAACUAUACUUAGGGAACCGCAGAUUCAAGAAUUAUAUGAAAGUAUAGGCGCCUUAAGGCCCAAACUUGCGCGGACAUACGGCGAGACAAUGAGUAAAUAUGACUUGCACGCGAAACUAUCGACUGUUGUUCGAUAUUAUGAUCGCAUGCUGGAAGAACGACUGUCGAACACCUAUGCACAACAAACACUUGGAGCCUAUGAUUCACUUCAGCCAGCCCAGUCCUCCACGAAUCUGUACCCAACUAUGCCUUCGCAAGUUUCAGAGAGCCAAGGAGGAGCGGAAAAUUUCUAUCUCGGGUCUAAUUCUGAGCGACAGUAUUCGGCACCGCAAGCUUACCCUACUAUGAGUCGGCAUUCGUCGAUGGAGCAUUCCUUUGACCAGCGUUCUCCAUCAUCAGCGGCUAUUCAGCCAUCAUCGAUGUAUACACACCCAGUUUCACAAUACAAUCACCAUCAUCAACCAUGGCACCACCCAACAGACCCUAAUUCUCCCAUUUCUACGCCGCAACAAGCUCGCCCAGUAUCUUACUUAAACCAACCUCCCCAACAAACGCUUCAUACGCACUCCGGGUUUCAAGCGAAGCAGGAUUCGGGGCAGGGUGCCAGCCAGCAUUUACCGUUAGCAGAGGGGCCAUAUUCCCAGCCGCCAUCUACGUUUCAGAGUUCGCAAUAUCCACAACAAUUGGCAACGCCGCAUUCGAGCCAGCCGCACCAGCAGCCUCCAACGGAAGUGGAAUCGUCGGCCUCGCAGGCAGGCCCCCUGCAGUCACCGCCUUCACCAUUCUUCUACCAUCGACCGCGUAUCCAGCCUGCAGUCUUGCAUCGUAGUUUGUCUUUGCGGUCCAUACCGGAAAAAUGGAUUUUUUGA
Molecule: messenger RNA, 2019 nt
Organism: Uncinocarpus reesii 1704
Lineage: Eukaryota; Fungi; Ascomycota; Eurotiomycetes; Onygenales; Onygenaceae
Exons: 6
Coding region: 1-2019 (672 amino acids)
Biological process (GO): protein targeting to vacuole; protein transport to vacuole involved in ubiquitin-dependent protein catabolic process via the multivesicular body sorting pathway
Cellular component (GO): ESCRT-0 complex
Molecular function (GO): phosphatidylinositol-3-phosphate binding; metal ion binding; ubiquitin binding
Source: RefSeq, a predicted model, not a curated record